Messenger RNA from Phytophthora sojae, 408 nucleotides. RefSeq lists its product as hypothetical. The transcript has a single exon. Bases 1 to 408 code for a protein of 135 amino acids. NCBI's taxonomy places the organism in Eukaryota, Oomycota, Peronosporomycetes, Peronosporales, Peronosporaceae. The record is from RefSeq and is a predicted model, not a curated record.
AUGUCAGCGUGCGCCAUGACGCAACAUUCUUCAUCCCAGCAACGCGUGGGCCAGUCUGCGGCGGAAACGAGCACGGACUAUUCGGCCACGUGUGCCCUCGCAGAGGCGACAUUGCCUCCGCCGACUGUCACUCGGAGCUUUGGUCGUUCGAUGGAGCCAGGUGCAUCGCUCCGGCCAGAUGCUCAGUGUCUCAAGAUCUCAAGAGCGACGUGGGCGUGCGUGUUCCCUGCUCAGCCGCGGUUUUCGAGGGUAACCAACGGUCUUGGAGCGGCGGCAGUACCCAUCGAAUCUGGCGUAACACUAACAAGAAGAGCUCUGCGCCAGCGCGGAGACAACGUCGGCAAAGGAGAUAAUCACAAGUUGAAGGACCAGGCGAUGCCGCCCGUUGUGAUCGCACAAACAGUGUAG